This is a messenger RNA of Prorocentrum cordatum, 515 nucleotides long. NCBI's taxonomy places the organism in Eukaryota, Dinophyceae, Prorocentrales, Prorocentraceae. The record is from the annotation of a GenBank genome assembly.
ACGCCAAGCUCGUGGACAUCAAUCUAGGGAAGCUCGGUCAGUUCACAAACAAGGAAGAGGAUUUCGAGAAGUGGAGCUUCAAGCUGAAGUCAGGACGACCAGAGACCGACGUGACCAACGAUCCUGACAUCGCCAGGUACGGCCUGGAAACGUUAUCGAAGAAACUCUACUUCGCGUUGAUGCUCGCGAAGUCGACAGCAGCAAAGAUCGUCAAGAACAUCUCGUCCAAGAACGGUUUCGAGGCAUACCGGCAACUCGUCAAACGAUAUGGCCCCCGCGGUGGAGACAAGACCGCGGCGCUGAUGGGCCAGAUCUUGGACUACACGCUCGGCGGGCCCAAGGACUUCCUCGACAACUUGGUUUCGUGGGAUGCACUGAUGGACCAGUGGGAGAUGGAAACAGUGGAAAGCCUUGCGGACAGCGUGAAGUGCUACGCUCAUCCUCAAGUCCCCGAAGAUCUUGAAGGACCAUCUGUGCUCGCCACAACGAAGGAACAGGACUACGCCAAACUCUGA